This is a messenger RNA of Chrysemys picta bellii (western painted turtle), 2004 nucleotides long. It is a transcript of the gene USP39, whose product is annotated as ubiquitin specific peptidase 39. NCBI's taxonomy places the organism in Eukaryota, Metazoa, Chordata, Testudines, Emydidae. Gene Ontology annotation, biological process: mRNA processing; protein deubiquitination; spliceosomal complex assembly. Gene Ontology annotation, molecular function: zinc ion binding; cysteine-type deubiquitinase activity. The record is from RefSeq and is a predicted model, not a curated record.
CGCGUGCGGCUGCAUCUGUCACCCCGCGCAUGCGCAGUAGUGGCUGGACGCGGCCCGGGAUGUCCGGCCGGGUGAAGCGGGAGCGGGAGUCCCGGCCGUCCCCGCGGAGCUCGGCCUCGGGCCGGGUGAAGCGGGAGCCGGCGGGGUCGCGCGGCUCCUCCCGAGGGAAGCGCGAGGCGGAGCCCGAGCGGGUCCGGGUGAAGCGCGAGCCCGAGGACGGGCCGCCCCGGGCCAAGCGGGAGCGCGAGGCCGAGGAGGAGUCGGAGCCGGAGCCGACAGUGAGAUAUGGCCGAUUUGAUCCCGAGGACCGGCGCAGCAGACACUGCCCAUACCUGGACACUAUUAACAGGAGUGUUCUGGAUUUUGACUUUGAGAAGCUGUGCUCCAUCUCACUCUCGCAUAUAAACGUCUAUGCUUGCCUGGUGUGUGGGAAGUACUUCCAGGGCCGUGGGUUGAAGUCUCAUGCUUACAUUCACAGCGUACAGUUCAGCCAUCACGUCUUUCUGAACCUCCACACCCUCAAGUUCUACUGUCUGCCAGACAACUACGAGAUCAUUGACUCCUCGCUGGAGGACAUCACUUAUGUGUUGAAGCCCACUUUCACCAAGCAGCAAAUCGCCAAUUUGGACAAACAAGCCAAACUUUCGCGGGCAUAUGAUGGCACCACUUACCUGCCUGGCAUUGUGGGACUGAACAACAUCAAGGCCAAUGACUAUGCCAAUGCAGUACUCCAGGCCCUGUCUAACGUCCCACCUCUGCGGAACUACUUCCUGGAGGAGGAGAACUACAAGAACAUCAAGCGCCCACCGGGGGACAUCAUGUUCCUGCUCGUUCAGAGGUUUGGAGAGUUGAUGAGGAAGUUGUGGAACCCCCGAAAUUUCAAGGCUCACGUCUCUCCCCAUGAAAUGCUGCAGGCCGUGGUCCUGUGCAGUAAGAAGACCUUCCAGAUUACCAAGCAAGGUGAUGGCGUUGACUUCCUCUCCUGGUUUCUAAAUGCCUUGCACUCUGCUCUUGGCGGGACAAAGAAGAAGAAAAAGACCAUUGUGACCGACGUGUUCCAAGGCUCCAUGCGGAUCUUUACCAAAAAGCUUCCACACCCUGACCUGCCAGCAGAGGAGAAGGAGCAGCUGCUGCAAAAUGAUGAGUACCAGGAGACAAUGGUGGAAUCCACCUUUAUGUACCUGACCCUCGACCUCCCCACUGCCCCGCUGUACAAGGACGAGAAGGAGCAGCUGAUCAUCCCCCAGGUGCCGCUCUUCAACAUCCUGGCCAAGUUCAACGGCAUCACUGAGAAGGAGUAUAAAACCUACAAGGAGAAUUUCCUCAAGCGCUUCCAGCUGACCAAGCUGCCUCCCUACCUCAUCUUCUGCAUCAAGCGGUUCACCAAGAACAACUUCUUUGUGGAGAAGAACCCCACCAUCGUCAACUUCCCCAUCACAUCUGGAAGAGGCGGGAUGAGGAUGAGACCAACCAGCAGGGGGCAUGAGAGGAGAGCAGAGUGCUACAGAUGUUUACUACCAUCCUCUCCAGGGAACCGGGGGAGAGACUGGGACGCUGCCCCCCCCCCCAGCUGGACGGCGCUUCUCAUCCCCGGCCUAGCACAAUGCACAAUACGUGUCAGCAGGACUCAGCCCGAUCAGCUUCUCCACCAGCCUCCGAGGGGACAGUGGGAUGGAUCACCCGGUGCCCUUCUGCUGCUCAGCUGGUCUCUGGCUGCACACAGGCCCCGGCAAACCUCGGCCUGUGCCCGUGGCAGAGGAAGCCGAUCCCGCCUGUCGCAGACAGCUGUCUGUCUGGAAAACUCUCUUCAGGGAACCCAGGCUGUUCCCCUCAUUUCAUGUCCCACUGACGUCCCCAUUCCAGCUGUACUGCCGCUGGCUGGUUGCUGGAGCAGACCAUGCCCUGGGCACAGUGACUAGCGAGGCUUGGAGCAGGAACAGCCUCUCUUCUACUUGCCAGUCCUGCUUCCUUAUGUUCAUUAAAGGAGUUCAGGCCUGUUUUUUA